AUGGAUCGCAUCGAACCCGUCGAGGAUGCAACUCCCAGGCACGAGACUCCCGGCGGUCCCUCGAUCGAGUCGUCAACCCCGGCACCCACUUUAUUGCGUCCCGGGGCCCCUUCUCAUCGCUCGCGACGACCGAGUAUUCGAUUGUCUCGAUUGUCAUCCUUCUCCUCGCUAGACACCGACAAUCACCAACCCCAGCCCUCUCCGCAGCCUAACCGGCACCAAACCCCCUCGCUGGAUCGACAAGCGACUAUCCGAUCCCCGGCCCCUACCGAGGAUGACGACUCAUACCAAACAGGUCGACGGCGCAGUAGCUCUGAGCCGCGGCCAGGACGAUGGUCAUCCCCUCCCCCGGAUGUUCUCUCGCGGGUGGCCACUCCCAUGCGGAUGAUGCCUUUGUCCGAGGAGUCGUCCCACCAGAGCCCGGUCGCAACCUCCCCUUCAGGGCAGGAGCCUGAGCAAAAUGACCCAGAACUCCUCCAGCGACCUCCCUUGGCCGUGUCACGACCAGGGGGUCGACUGCGCCGAACGAGUCAAGCCGCACUCAACCGAUUCAGCCGCAACCGUGCAUCGACUGUUACUGGCGCCCCGCCGACACUCUCCUCGCAACAAAACCAACGGACGGGAGAGUACGGGCCUCAUGUCGUCGAUGUGCUGGAUGUGAUUGAUCCGGAGGUUUCUGCGCUGUCCACCCUCACCAAUGUGCAAAAUUCUUUGUUCGUGCCGAACCUGGGUGGCUUCGUGAAUCGCAUGCCAACCUACACCCUCACACCGGCGCCUCCCACAGAUGAAGAGCAGGGGACCACGACGGAUGAAGGAGAGAUGUCAGAGGACUCGAAACUCAAACAACGGCAGACAUUGGAGCAACUUCGCCCAUUUACCAGCAUGUCCUCGGUACUUGCCGGUCCCCGGUACGCGGUGCUUCCGGAGGGCCACGAAUUGGAGGGAUGGACUCGAGAGGACUUUGUCGAACUGAACGAUCAUGUCCGACACAUGCUCCAUUCUCGUCGGUCCAAAUUCAAGCGAUCGAUGAAAGGGUUUUGGCAGUAUGUGCGCAAACCACUGGGCUUUCUCGUCACCCUCUAUGCAACCCUAAUCACCUUGUUUGGGCUAGCGUGGGUUCUUUUUUUGAUCGGCUGGAUCAAUGUUGGCGGGAAGCAGCUGGAGGUUAUCAACAUCAUCGACAACAUCCUGGUCGGCCUGUUUGCCAUUAUGGGUGAUGGCCUGGCUCCGUUCCGGGCCGUCGACACAUACCACAUGAUUUUCAUUGCACAUUACACCUUCCUCACGUGGAAGAUUCGUGGGAAACGGAAGCUCCCUGAUCUCAAGGACAAGAAUGAUCUCCCCGUGCAACGGGAGAAGGACAUCGAUGUUGAAUUCGGCGACACCCCCAAGGAAGCUGAACACGAAUUCACCGUGCUCGAUCCCCGCCAACAGCUGCGGUUGGUACAUCACCAGAACAAGUUUGCCAAGUCGCACACAUUCUACAAACCUCACGAGACCAUGACCCAUUACGCAUUCCCCACGCGCAUCCUCAUUGCCAUCGUGGUCUUGUUGGACUGCCAUUCCCUCCUCCAGAUGGCUCUCGGCGCUUGUACGUGGAGCAUGGAAAAACCUGGGCAGCGACCACAAGCCCUAACCACCGUCAUCCUUUGCUGUUCCAUCACCUGUAACAUCUCGGGGGGUGUCUUAAUCAUGAUCGGUGACCGACGGACUCGAAAGAAGGAAAUUGUGGAGCGACUCUUUCGACAACAGCUGACUGAAGAGGUGAUGAAGAAGAUGGAGAAGCGCAAGGUUAAAGAGGAGCGCCGCAGUGCCCAGAUUGAACGUCCGCAGCCCUACGGUGGCACCUAA
Penicillium alfredii is the source of this 1851-nucleotide messenger RNA. RefSeq names its product DUF2985 domain-containing protein. The coding region runs from base 1 to 1851 and encodes 616 amino acids. NCBI's taxonomy places the organism in Eukaryota, Fungi, Ascomycota, Eurotiomycetes, Eurotiales, Aspergillaceae. The record is from RefSeq and is a predicted model, not a curated record. The transcript is spliced from 4 exons.